UUCUCGGAGCUCACUGCUGAGUCGACCACCGAGUUAUCAUGAGUGCUCCCGCCCGUGACAGAGACCACAGGUCAGGAUCUUAUUGCGGCUCCCUUUUGCGCCAUUAGUGUUAAAAUCCAGUGUCAUGGAAGCGAUAAGCACGUGCUUGGUGGCGUGAUGUUGGUGCCAACCAAACAGCUGAUCGACGGGGGCAGUUCGGUGCAGCCGAUUGACUCCGGGGGGCCCUCCACUUCCUCCUCUAGUGAGGAUAUCCAGAACGUGAGUAGUCACGGAGGCCUCCCGCCUUUACCUGAUAGCCCCACCGCCCAGCUCGAUCCGGGUAAGCAAGCCCUUAGAGAGCUCCUAAAGGACAGAAAGACUCAAAAGAAGAGUAAAACUUCGUGCGUGGCGUUGCUGAAGCUGUACACAACCAUCCUCGCGGGGCUCAUGAUCAUUGGGGGGCUGUUCACGCUCCUGUUCCUCGUGCCGAUGAUCAUAGACCCGGCCCUCGCCACCCUCACCUACGACUUCCACCCAACGCCCGUGUUGUGCAUGACCACCUUUGCGGAGUGGGUGGAAGGCCUCAAGAACAUCACGUGGUGUUCGUGUACGGAGGGAUGCACCAGCGACGUGUACAACUGUUCUCAGAUCACAGUCGUGUACAGAAACUGUGUGGAAGGGAGUUUCGGUUGUGACGUGAACAGCACGAUGAACAGCACAAACACUUCUUACAUAGACCCAGCUCACUGGGACGUGCUCAACGCCUCUUUGUUCAUUAAUGUCAAGGGCUGCGGCUACCCGCCUGUGGUUAAUUGUUCCAACUUUAUGGACAAUUUCGGCGUUCCGGGGCGCAGAUUCUGGUGCUACUACAGCAAGAUGGAUCCUUACCUGGUGAUGCCCGAGUACGAUCCCCAGCAGGCAGAAAGCGAUCUCAUUCUCUCCUUGGGCUGGACUGUUGGGGCGCAGGUUCUGGGGAUCAUUAUCAUUGCGAUCCUCCACUGCCCUUACGUCGCCUUCUUCAAGAGUCUCUGGCGGAAGCGACGAACUGUCUUGCAGCCAGACCCCAGGGGCCUGGGCAGCGAGAGCUUCGGCACCAGCACCACCAGUCUGGUCGCGGCCUUCAAGGACAUCAACAAGAAAGGGAAGCACCGCCAGCCCGUAUUCCAGCGCGACUGGUACGACGUUCAUACUUGAGGAUCAGCGUGACAGCUGCACCCAUCCCACCUUGUUCUUCUUCCUCCUCUUCGAAGUCACUACCUCACCCUCGACCGCAGAAGUCACCAUCGUGCCACCCGGAAGCAAAACUUUGGGACCCAACUGAAAGGGAAAUCCUUACACACGCGCGCGCGCGCGCGCACGU
Messenger RNA from Penaeus chinensis, 1339 nucleotides. RefSeq names its product protein tipE-like. The coding region runs from base 157 to 1173 and encodes 338 amino acids. Lineage: Eukaryota; Metazoa; Arthropoda; Malacostraca; Decapoda; Penaeidae. Gene Ontology annotation, molecular function: sodium channel regulator activity. Gene Ontology annotation, biological process: regulation of sodium ion transport. The transcript has 2 exons. The record is from RefSeq and is a predicted model, not a curated record.